Austrofundulus limnaeus is the source of this 1667-nucleotide messenger RNA. Its product is annotated as magnesium transporter NIPA2. The coding region runs from base 71 to 1078 and encodes 335 amino acids. The record is from RefSeq and is a predicted model, not a curated record. Gene Ontology annotation, molecular function: magnesium ion transmembrane transporter activity. Gene Ontology annotation, cellular component: membrane. Gene Ontology annotation, biological process: magnesium ion transport. The transcript has 6 exons. NCBI's taxonomy places the organism in Eukaryota, Metazoa, Chordata, Actinopteri, Cyprinodontiformes, Rivulidae.
AGCUCCCGUUUCACCAGCCCAGUUUAGGUGCCACCACUCAGCCACGAAUGGGGAAAACUCGACAAUCAAGAUGGACGUGAACCGUUUGGACUUCUACAUCGGUCUGUCUCUGGCCGUGAGCUCUAGUCUUUUUAUCGGAGGGAGUUUUAUCCUGAAAAAGAAAGGUCUACUGCGAUUGGCCAGCAAGGGUUCGAUGCGAGCAGGUCAAGGGGGCUAUGCUUACCUGAAAGAGUGGUUGUGGUGGGCCGGCCUUAUUUCAAUGGGAGUCGGAGAAGCUGCUAACUUUGCUGCGUAUGCGUUUGCACCGGCCACGCUGGUUACCCCCCUUGGAGCUCUUAGUGUACUUGUCAGCGCUGUGCUGUCUUCUUACUUUCUAAAUGAGCGGUUGAAUGUUCACGGGAAGAUCGGCUGCCUGCUUUGCAUCUUGGGCUCCACGGUUAUGGUGAUCCACGCCCCCCAGGAAGAAGAGGUCGCCUCGCUUGGCGCCAUGGCUAACAAGCUGAAAGACCCAGGUUUUAUUGUGUUCGCGGUGUGCGUGGUGGGAAGCAGUCUGGUUCUAAUCUUUGCCGUGGCGCCGCGGUUCGGACAGAAGAACGUGCUGGUCUACAUCCUGAUCUGUUCGGUGAUCGGCUCCCUCUCCGUGUCUUGCGUGAAGGGCCUGGGGAUUGGCAUUAAGCAGCUGUUUGCUGGGACCGCCGUGCUGAAGGAACCCCUGUUCUGGUCCUUAGUCAUCUGCCUGGCGGUUUGCAUCAGCGUACAGAUCAGCUACCUGAACAAAGCUCUCGACAUAUUCAACACCUCCAUCGUCACUCCCAUUUACUACGUCUUCUUCACCACGUCCGUCAUGGCCUGCUCGGCCAUCUUGUUCAAGGAGUGGUUACGGAUGACCACUGACGGGAUAGUGGGAACAGUUAGUGGGUUCCUCACCAUUAUUUUAGGGAUUUUUCUGCUUCAUGCCUUCAAAGACAUUACGUUUAGCCGGGAUUCCCUCCCCGUUUAUCUGAAAAGAGGCCCUCAAGGUUUCCCGUGUGGCCAACAGCCUUAUGUGGCUCUUCCAAACCAGGAUUUGGAAGGAUGAGACAAAGCCGCCAAGGAGGGAACAAAACGUGCCAAGUCUCAWGCUUUAAUGGACACACAACUAAAAGAAAAGCAGGCUUACUAAAUCUGUUAUAAAGUUUCUUAUACAGUGCGCUGAAAUAUCUAAAAUCCACCCACAGUAAUUUAUACACUGUUUCUACUUWGGCUGUUUUUUUUUAUUCUGUUUGUUGGUUCUUAUGAUGCAUCCACAUUUAGUUUUGACUCAAAAUGAAAAACAAGACAGARAACUGUUAAGACACUGGAAAUGUUUGUUGCUCUGUUUGAAUUUYUCAGUAUUAAGUUUCAUUUUUAAGAUAAAACUUUGUUCUCUAAAAGCCAAAUUGUGCCUUGUGUUUCUGAAAGCUACAUCCUGUGUAGUUUUGCACUUUUUACCUUGAUCAGAAAGAUGAAUUAUAGCAGCUAACGUUAAGGCAAUUUUCCAACUGUUACCUCAGUAUUAUACACAUAGUUCCCACCAAAGAAUGUUUCAUUUCAUUACCCCAACAUGUGCAAAGCAUUUUUUCUCUUAAUGUAAGUGUAUCUCUGUUKGAUAAUGUUUGUAACAAGAAUACUUAAAAUACAUUUUCAAA